GAAGUUUUGCUGACCAGCCAAAGAGAAAAAUGAAGCUCCCCAAAACGGCACGAAAAAUCUGAAGCAAGCGAAAACAGACAAACCAAGCGCUAACACGCAGACACGUAUGCCAAACCCAAACCACAUCCACUCCAAAAUAUUACACUAAAAACUCUCUCCCUCUCUCUCUCUCUCUUUUCCUCUCCUCUCCUCUCCUUCAAAACCCCACGCCUUCUCUCUGCGCCAAGUAGGCCAAGAAGCUCCUCUCUUUCAAUUCCAUUACUUCUCUAUUUGCUCUCUGUUUUCAAGAUGGCAUUGUCAUCAGCAUGCCUUGUGGGAAAUGGUUUAUCUACUCAUGGUACUAAUCCAGCAUUAAGCAAGAGCUUCUAUGGGAGGCAUCUUCUCCCUUCAUCAAACCUUCUAUCAUUCCGAAAGGUGACAAAAGCUGCUGUUGUAAAAGCAUCUUCAGAGGGUAGGCAACAUGAAGGAAGAAGAGGCUUCUUAAAGUUGUUGCUUGGAAAUGUUGGAAUUGGUGCACCAGCUUUACUUGGAGGGAACGCUAAUGCUGAUGACCAAGGAGUUUCUUCCUCGAGGAUGUCUUAUUCUAGGUUUUUGGAGUAUUUGGAUAAGGAUAGGGUUAAAAAGGUGGAUUUAUUUGAGAACGGAACCAUAGCAAUUGUUGAAGCUGUUUCUCCUGAGUUAGGGAACAGGGUGCAGCGAGUUCGGGUGCAACUUCCUGGGCUGAACCAGGAGCUCCUUCAGAAGUUCAGGGAGAAGAACAUCGACUUUGCAGCGCAUAAUGCUCAAGAGGAUUCAGGUUCUCUGUUAUUCAACUUGAUUGGGAAUCUGGCAUUCCCACUAAUUCUAAUUGGGGGUUUGUUUCUACUCUCAAGGCGUUCAUCUGGAGGUAUGGGUGGGCCCGGAGGUCCUGGCUUCCCCCUGGCCUUUGGUCAAUCUAAAGCCAAAUUCCAGAUGGAACCAAACACUGGUGUGACAUUUGAUGAUGUUGCUGGAGUAGAUGAAGCCAAGCAGGACUUUAUGGAGGUGGUGGAGUUUUUGAAGAAACCUGAGAGGUUCACUGCGGUUGGGGCUCGCAUCCCUAAAGGAGUUCUUCUUGUUGGUCCCCCAGGAACUGGAAAGACUCUGCUAGCCAAGGCAAUUGCUGGAGAAGCUGGUGUUCCAUUUUUUUCCAUUUCAGGUUCUGAGUUUGUAGAAAUGUUUGUUGGUGUUGGUGCUUCUCGAGUGCGUGAUCUUUUUAAGAAGGCCAAGGAGAAUGCACCUUGCAUUGUAUUUGUUGAUGAAAUUGAUGCUGUUGGAAGGCAAAGAGGUACUGGAAUUGGUGGAGGAAAUGAUGAAAGAGAACAGACCCUUAACCAACUUUUGACAGAAAUGGACGGUUUUGAAGGCAACACUGGUAUCAUUGUCGUUGCAGCUACUAACAGGGCAGACAUUCUGGACUCUGCCUUAUUGAGGCCUGGGAGGUUCGAUAGGCAGGUGACUGUCGAUGUUCCUGACAUUCGAGGAAGAACUGAGAUCUUAAAAGUUCAUGGUAGCAAUAAGAAAUUUGAUGGUGAUGUUUCUCUUGAGGUUAUAGCAAUGAGAACACCUGGUUUUAGUGGAGCAGACCUUGCAAACCUCCUUAAUGAGGCUGCUAUAUUAGCUGGUCGACGUGGGAAGACAGCAAUAUCAUCUAAAGAGAUUGAUGAUUCAAUUGAUAGGAUUGUUGCUGGAAUGGAAGGAACAGUAAUGACAGAUGGGAAAAGCAAAAGUCUGGUGGCAUAUCAUGAAGUUGGGCAUGCUAUUUGCGGGACUUUGACUCCAGGGCAUGAUGCUGUACAAAAAGUGACUUUGAUCCCUCGAGGUCAGGCACGGGGUCUUACCUGGUUCAUUCCUGGAGAUGACCCUACCUUGAUCUCCAAGCAGCAACUGUUUGCAAGAAUUGUUGGUGGACUCGGUGGCAGAGCUGCGGAGGAAGUCAUAUUUGGGGAACCCGAGGUAACAACAGGUGCAGCUGGUGACUUGCAGCAGAUUACUGGUUUGGCCAAACAGAUGGUAACCACAUUCGGAAUGUCAGAGAUUGGCCCAUGGUCACUAAUGGACGCGUCAGCUCAGAGUGCUGAUGUCAUCAUGAGAAUGAUGGCGAGGAACUCAAUGUCUGAAAAGCUGGCUGAAGACAUUGAUGCUGCUGUCAAGAGAUUAUCAGAUGAGGCAUAUGAGAUUGCAUUGACCCACAUAAAGAAUAACCGUGAGGCCAUCGACAAGAUUGUAGAAGUCCUUCUCGAGAAGGAAACAAUGACAGGCGAUGAAUUCCGGGCAAUUCUCUCAGAAUUCGUUGAAAUCCCAGUCGAAAACCGGGUCCCUCCUUCAGUACCAUCACCAGUCACUGUUUAAAUAAAUUAGUCAUACGGUUAUUAGCUCUCAAACCAUAUAUCUUUUAAUUGGUUAAAUGUAUAAAAAAAAGUGUAAUUAUUUUUUAUCAUGUAUAUGUAAAGUAUUCCGAUCUAAGAUACCAAAAUUUCGGUAGUUGAGCCUAAUGCAUUUUCCAUAACAUGAAUUUAUCACA
Ziziphus jujuba (common jujube) is the source of this 2542-nucleotide messenger RNA. Its product is annotated as ATP-dependent zinc metalloprotease FTSH 2, chloroplastic. The record is from RefSeq and is a predicted model, not a curated record. NCBI's taxonomy places the organism in Eukaryota, Viridiplantae, Streptophyta, Magnoliopsida, Rosales, Rhamnaceae. The coding region runs from base 289 to 2370 and encodes 693 amino acids. Gene Ontology annotation, molecular function: metalloendopeptidase activity; ATP-dependent peptidase activity; ATP hydrolysis activity. Gene Ontology annotation, biological process: proteolysis. Gene Ontology annotation, cellular component: membrane; chloroplast thylakoid. The transcript has 5 exons.